UUACUGAAGAUCUCAAAAUGGGGCCUGCUGAAAAUGACUGAAUAUAAACUUGUGGUAGUUGGAGCUGGUGGCGUAGGCAAGAGUGCCUUGACGAUACAGCUAAUUCAGAAUCACUUUGUGGAUGAAUAUGAUCCUACGAUAGAGGAUUCCUACAGAAAACAAGUAGUAAUUGAUGGAGAAACCUGUCUCUUGGAUAUUCUCGACACAGCAGGUCAAGAGGAGUACAGUGCAAUGAGGGACCAGUACAUGAGGACUGGGGAGGGCUUUCUUUGUGUAUUUGCCAUAAAUAAUACUAAAUCAUUUGAAGAUAUUCACCAUUAUAGAGAACAAAUAAAAAGAGUUAAAGACUCUGAAGAUGUACCUAUGGUCCUAGUAGGAAAUAAAUGUGAUUUGCCUUCUAGAACAGUAGAUACAAAACAGGCUCAGGACUUAGCAAGAAGUUAUGGAAUUCCUUUUAUUGAAACAUCAGCAAAGACAAGACAGAGAGUGGAGGAUGCUUUUUAUACAUUGGUGAGAGAGAUCCGACAAUACAGAUUGAAAAAAAUCAGCAAAGAAGAAAAGACCCCUGGCUGUGUGAAAAUUAAAAAAUGCAUUGUAAUGGGUGUUGAUGAUGCCUUCUAUACAUUAGUUCGAGAAAUUCGAAAACAUAAAGAAAAGAUGAGCAAAGAUGGUAAAAAGAAGAAAAAGAAGUCAAAGACAAAGUGUAUAAUUAUGUAAAUACAAUUUGUACUUUUUUCUUAAGGCAUACUUAAGUAAAAGUGGUAAUUUUUGUACAUUACACUAAAUUAUUAGCAUUCGUUUUAGCAUUACCUAAUUUACUUUCUGCUCCAUCCAAACUGUUAGCUUUUAUCUUGAAUGCUUAUUUUAAAAUGACAGUGGAAACCUUUUUUUCCUCUAAGUGCCAGUAUUCCCUGAGUUUUGGUUUUUUAACUAGCAAUGCCUGUGAAAAAGAAACUGAAUACCUGAGAUUUCUGUCUCGGGGUUUUUGGUGCAUGCAGUUUAUUACUUCCUAUUUUUCUUACCAAUUGUGAACUUUGGUGUGAAACAAAUUAAUGAAGUUUUGAAUCAUCCCAGUUCUGUGUUUUAUCUACUCACAUACAUGGAUUAAUUACUAAUCAUAAUUAAAGUUGAGAUUUCAGUUGAAAUUUCAUGAUUGGUUUUACCGAAACAUUGAGGGAACACGAAUUUCUGGGCUUCUUGUAGCUUCGUCUUAUAGGAAUCAUGUCCUCUAGUUUCAGUCACCCUUAAUGAAUGUAAAGUUAACUAUUACCAGAGGUUUUCUUCCUCUUUCCACUGCUAUUUGUCAUAGUCAUGCUCCCCAAAAUAUUAUAUUUUUUCUAUAAAAAGGGAAAAAAUGGAAAAAAAUACAAGGCAAUGAAAAAUAUUAAAAGGCCAUUUACUUUCCACAUUCGAUAAAUUCCUAUAAUACUCUGCAUAGCUUUUCCUGUUAAGGCAGACCCAGUAUGUAAUGAGGAUUAUAGCAACCAUUUGGGGGCUAUAUUUACAUGCUACUAAAUGUUUGUAAUAAUUGAAAAAAUUUUAACAUAAAAAUUCUCAUAGGAAUUAAAUGUAGUCUUCUUGUGUCAGAUUGCUUUUUCUUAGCAUAACUUUAAAUCUUUUCUUGAACUUCAGUCUUUGAAAAUACUUUUAAUUCUGGUAGUGAUUUUAAAGGUUAUUUGGGCCAAUUAGUAUAGUAGGUGUUAAAGUGACCAAGGUUGAAGGCCAGGCCCUGUGUGAACCUUUGAGCUUCACUGAGAGUUUCACAGUAUGGAGUGCAUUCCUAUGGUCUUCCAGUGAUUCCAUGCAUUGGUUGGUCAAAAAUGGGGACUAGGAGGAAGUUUGGCUAGCUCAGCAAGAUACAUUCUGACUGUGUGGUGGUUCUGCUGACAGAUCAGAACAUCACUUUAAAAAAAUAAAUGAAACACUAGACUUUAAAAAAUAUAUAUUUUAAAUGAGAUUUGAGUGUGGAAGUGGGGCAAGAUUUUAAUUUUUUUUUUAAAACAAUUAAAAAGCUUCAAAAUCUCUAGUAUUAGCUAGUUCUCUUAACACUGGCUAAAGUAACAUUUCAUGAACACUUUAAGUCUAGUCUAUAUUUAGGAAUAUCUAAUGCUUAAAAAUAGAUAAAUUAACAAAAUGAUUCAGUGUAUUUAAAAUGUUACUUUAAAAUAUUUGAAGUGUGAUGGUAUGUUGAGGUGAAAAUAUCACUGGAUUAGGAAGAAGGUGACUUAGGUUCUAGUUAUAUGACUUUUACAACUACAUUUUGGGGCAAAUCACUAUUCACGUUAAAAGAAGUCAUCUCAAGCCUAUAUCUAGCAUUCAAUUAUGUGAUUUACAUUCAGUUUAUGUAAAAAUAUACCUGUUUGUCAAUUUCAGCACACUGUAAACUUUUACUUAUUACCAUCUUCAGUGCCAGUCUAGGCAAAAUUGUGCAAGAGGUGAAGUUUAUGUUUGAAUAUCCUCUCUUCACUUUCAGGACUCCUCUUCCUUAUUAGUGUCAUCUUGCCUGCCUACCCUUACUGCCCAAGGACUUGAUACUUUUUCUUUUUAAUACUUCUCAUUCCCCUAACCUCAAGAUUCAUUGCUGUUUUGGAUACCUCUUUGAAGGCUUCCCAUCAAGUCACAUCAAAAUGCCCUACAUCUUAUUUCCACAGGCUCAACAUAAUUUGACAGAUACUAUAAUGGAAUUUGACCUAAUAGAUAAUUUUCAGUUGGUGGCUGUAGUAAUUUAAUCUGGAUCCUUUGAACGUCAUCUCUUUGCUGCCUGGUCAUUAGUGACUACAUAGGAAUUUUCAUACCUCCUAUGAGUAGACAGAACCCUCUCUAGUAGGAAGAAUUAUUUAAUAAAGGUAGUGCUGAAGAAUUCCUUACGUAAUCUGUAAGACUAGCCCUAAGAAGUGAUACAUUCCAUUGUUUUAAUAGCCACAAUUUUAAAGUGAAAAAUACUUUAAUUCAUAAGACUUUUUAGCACUGUUCAUUAUUCAACAAAUAUUUGAGUGCCUACUACACAAGGCACUGGGGAUAUUAUGGUAUAAAGGACAUAAUCCCUAUCCUUAAAUGCUUACAUUCCAGAAUGGUCUAGAAUAUCUUCAUGAGGCAUUUGGCAUAUGACCCAGAGAUAACAUAAUGCAUAUUUUAGUUUUGUAAGGAAGGGAUUUGGUCUCUAAGAUUUCUUCUAAUUCUGGAGUACUUUGCUUUGAUUCCAAUGAAACUUUUUAAUCAAGUUAGUUUAUAUAAGUCACUUUACUUCAUUCUUUUAAAGGAAUAAACAAUUAUAUAUAUAUUUAUUUGGCAUAAUUAUGUAAUUCUGUUGGGACAGUUAUAGUACGCAUUAAGUUGUAUGUCAGAUAAUAUUAAAAUUCCUAAGUAAUAUUCUAGUUGGUCUUGUUGUAUAAGUAAUUAAAAUAGACUUUUAAAAUGAAAUAUUGAAUUCAGAAUAGUUUUAUCUGGGUACGAAUAAACAGAUACCUGAACUAAUUCAAAGAAAAGGAAACGUGUGUAAAAAUUAGUAAUACUUCUAUGCCUCGCUUUGGCAACACAUAUAUUAAAAAGAUUUCUGAAAUGCUAUGCUAAACAGGUUUAUGGAACAUUAGGUAGGAUGUUAAGACUUACAGUACCUCCUCUUGUUUCUACACAAGAGAAAGAAAUGGCCAUACUUCAAGAAUUGCAGUGCAAUUCUGAGUGAGGGGAUUUUUAGAACAACUGAAUUUUUGAUAUAGCUGGGCAGUUUUUUUCCAGGCAGUGGAAUUAUCCUUUAUUAUGUGAAUUUUGAAUGAUUUGACAAAACCUUUGUUUUCGUAGAGAUUUUAAAAAGGUAGAGAUAAUCCUAGAAUUAACAUAAAUAUUAUCUAAUACAGCCUUAAAGGUAAACAUUCUUGAAGUUGAAAAAAAAUUGCUAAAUUACAUAGUUUUAGACAUUAACAUGUUUGUGGAAGAAAAUAGCAGAAGUAUGUAGUAUAAUUUGAGUGAACAUUCCCAGUUAGGAACUCUAGGUUCCAUUUUAACUGAGUCACACUGCAUAGGAAUUUAGAACCUAAUUUUUAUAGGUUAUCAAAACCUUUGCCACCAUUGCACAAUUUUGUCCUAAUACGUAUAGAAAUGUUGAGGCAUGUUAAGUUACAGUUUGCACAAGUUCAUCUCAUUUGUAUUCGUGAUUUUUUUUCCUUCUAGCUAUUUUUUUAAAACAAUAUAUACACAUUCAGGUUUUUUAUAGGCAAUAAAAACUCAUUUACAUUUGUCAAAAAAGUAAUAAUUCCUUGAUAAUUAUGUAUUAAUGAAUUUUAAAAAUCCAUCAGUUACCAUAAAAUGAAUUUAGAUUUACUAACUUCUGUGUUAAUACUGGGAAGCAUGAAAUCUGCAUUGAUAAACUGAACAGUGUAUAACUGGUAGCUGUAAAUUCCUUCAGAAAUUGAAAAUUAUUUCUAAAGAUAUAUUCACAUCAGUUCUUUAAAAAUAGUCAUAACUAGAUUACUACUUUAGUUUAAUAGUUUUAAGUGCCUGUUUGGGAUGAUGCUAGGUAAUUUGGAUGAAUUUAGGAAAAACAAAGUUAUUACCUGAAAAAAUGUCAAUGACAGAGGGUCUCCCUCCCCCUACAGCUAAAUGGGUUAUUUAAUGUUUAAUCUAAAAGUUUCCAGUUCCACUGUCUUGUGUUUUCAUGUUGAAAAUAACUUUUGCAUUUUUCCUUUGAGUGCCAAUUUCUUACUAGUACUAUUUCUUAAUGUAACAUGUUUACCUGGAAUGUAUUUUAACUAUUUUUGUAUAGUGUAAACAAACAUGCACAUUUUGUACAUUGUGCUUUUUUUUGUGUGGGACAUAUGCAGUGUGAUCUAGUUGUUUUCCAUCAUUUGGUUGCGCUGACCUAGGAAUGUUGGUCAUAUCAAACAUUAAAUUUAAAAAAUGACCACUCUUUUAAUUAACUUUUAAAUGUUUAUAGGAGUAUGUGCUGUGAAGUGAUCUGAAAUUUGUAAUAUUUUUGUCAUGAACUGUACUGCUCCUAAUUAUUGUAAUGUAAUAAAAAUAGUUAUGGUGAC
This is a messenger RNA of Pteropus alecto (black flying fox), 5027 nucleotides long. It is a transcript of the gene KRAS, whose product is annotated as KRAS proto-oncogene, GTPase. Gene Ontology annotation, biological process: Ras protein signal transduction. Gene Ontology annotation, cellular component: plasma membrane. The coding region runs from base 34 to 717 and encodes 227 amino acids. Gene Ontology annotation, molecular function: GDP binding; GTPase activity; GTP binding. The record is from RefSeq and is a predicted model, not a curated record. Lineage: Eukaryota; Metazoa; Chordata; Mammalia; Chiroptera; Pteropodidae. The transcript is spliced from 7 exons.